AGUCAUGUAUCGGAUGAAAGCGGUUCGAUCGUGUGUCCUCAUCUUCAGUUUGAUCAGUAUCUGUGAACUGGGUUCUGGAAAUGAACUUCUUUAUCAUGAAUAUGCAGUUAACCCUCUCGGAACUCUGCAUCGAACUUUUGAGGUCAAAAAAGCUAUAGCACCAUUUUUAACUUCUACAGAGUUUUUGGAAUGGACAGAUCACUUAAAUGCGCACUCACUCUUGAAAAGAGCAGACCAAAUUCAUAUUAACACCACCAAUACAACACAUCCAGGAGGCGCUCAAAUUUCUCUCAUCAGUGCUUUCCAGAAAUUUUUAUCAGGACUUAACAACAACAGCACCUUACAGACAAACAAUGACACAAAGAGCACCAUUCAGCUGAUCAACAAUAUACUUGGAUCCCUGUCGCCUAAUGGAAGCUCGUCUCAGCCGAGCAAGGUUUCCCAGAGUAGUUCUUCAGGUAACAGUCUUGGAAACACAAUCCAGAAUAUUCUCCAAAACCCCGAUUUGAUCGAAAAAUUUAUAACACAGAUGCUGGAAAGCAUUGGCAUUGGUGGUUCUUCAGGAAAUGCGUCUCAGUCAAACAGUGCUUUCCCAAGCAACUCUUUAGUUGAUGGUCUUGGAAAAACGAUCCAGAAUAUUCUUCAAAAUCCUGACACGAUGGAAAGUUAUUUCACAGUUGAAGGAACCGGAGCUACCUCAGGAUUAGACUUUGCAAACAUCUUAAAGCUUCUCUCGACUGGAAAUGUGGAUCUCAGCAGUGCUGGGCAGAUGAUGAUGCUGUACUUAAACGCCAUGAUGAAAUCCUCAAAUGUUUCCUUGACUUGUCAGAGUGACCUCCUUAAAGUAAUCUCAGGUCUGCAGGCGCGGGAACCAUGGGCAUUGAAAAUGUUGGACGCAUCAGCAAAGAUACCCACAGGUGUUAUGAACCUGGACCUGAAUUGGUACGGUUCGUAUGAUGAGUGUUAUAGUGACAGCACAGUAGUGGGGUCGAUGGGAUUCCUACCAAGCAAGCAAUCUCCCGUUAAAGGACAGUACUGUACCGUGUCCCUGAAUCUUCCUUUGCCUCCAAAUAUCAAAAUGUUUCUGGCAGCACUACAAAAUCCAGGUGCAAUCAAGGCAGGAAUGUGCUUCCCAAAGUCCUGCAGUACUGACGAUCUCCUCCGAGCUGUAAAUACAUUUCUGUACGCUAUACCUCUCGGAGAAGCCCGUGUGACAGCGUAUCCCAUAACUUGUCCUACUCCAGCCGAAGACGACAAGCUGGAGACUAGCACUAUAGUAGUCAUUGUCAUUCUUGCAAUUUUUUUAUUACUCAUCUUGGUGGGAACACUCUAUGACGUCAUCCUGAAAAUAAAGAUUAGGCGUAGAAAGGCGAAUUACGAAAAACACGAAAGCAAAGAGAACAAAAGUUUUAGUUCCCCUGUCACAAGCUACAAACUGAGAGUUGACCUAGGAGAUAUCCAACGUCCUACAACAGAGGAGAAAAAAAGUGAACCGGGUGUUCUUGGUAAAAUUAUGUUGUCUUUCAGCGCCUACACCAACGGUAAGAAGAUACUGAACACGUCUCAACCAAAAGGAAGUCUGACGGCCAUCAACGGAAUCCGAUUCCUCAGUAUGAGCUGGGUCAUCCUGGGGCACACAUUGUCUUUCAUUCUUGGAAAUACAUCCAACACGCUGGUAUACUACUACGAUUUCAUGGGUCGUAUCUCGUCUCAGGUCAUCUUCAAUGCCUUGGUGUCCGUUGAUACAUUUUUUGUUCUCAGUGGACUGUUGACAUCUUACCUGCUGCUGAAGCAAAUGAGCAAAACUAAGGGGCGGAUCAAUUGGUUCCUUUUCUAUUUCCAUCGAUUUUGGAGGUUGACCCCCGUUUACAUGAUGGUGAUCGGUAUGUAUGUGACUAUUUAUCCUCACUUGGUAUUCGGUCCUAACAAACCAGCUCCAGAUGAAACAUGUAAAAGAGCCUGGUGGAAAAACCUUCUGUACAUUGAUAACUUCUUUGGAUACAAAGACUUGUGUUUAGGCUGGUCAUGGUAUCUAAAUAACGACAUGCAGUUCUACGUGUUAAGUCCAGUUAUGAUUGUGAUCAGUUCUUGUAAGUAUGGAAAUUCAGGAAAGUAUUUUUUCAACAAGAUACUUGGGGCUAUUGUGACGCUUGUUUUCUUGCUGGCUGCGACCAUCACCCCAGGUGUACUGAGUUACGUGAAAAACCUUCCAGUUCACACCAUUGGUGGCGGUCCCAAGGACGCUGAUAGAGCCGCCUACUUUGAGGACUAUUACAUAGUACCAUAUUGUCGUAUGGGACCAUACAUUUGCGGUAUUAUAACAGGCUACAUACUCUACAAAACCAAAUGCAAAUGCCGAAUGAAUAUCUUCGUGAACCUGUUGGGGUGGGCGGUAGCUGCAGCCUCAGCCUGUGCCGUUUUGUACGGUAUUUACGACACGGUAAAACCAGACCAACCGGUGGCCCUGUCCAAAGAGGUCACUGCUCUGUACAACGCCCUCAACAGAACCGUGUGGGGAGCGGCGGUGUGUUGGGUCAUCUUCGCAUGCGCUACCGGAAAUGGGGGCUACAUCAACACAUUGCUUUCAUGGAAAGCAUUUGUGCCUCUUUCUCGACUGACAUACUGCGCCUAUUUGGUCCACCCUCUGGUUAUGUACGUGUACUACUUCAACAGAAAUUUCCCCUUCUAUCUUACUGAUCUGGAUAUGGUCUACACCUUCCUUGCCAAUCUCAUGGUAUCUUACGGAAUAGCUUUUAUCCUCUCGAUCGCGUUCGAAUCGCCUUUUAUGGGACUCGAGAAAGUCAUGUUUGGAAGUCGUGGUAAAAAAGAAACCAAAUGAAAUAUAGGAGAGGACUGUUUGUAAAAAAUAUGAAAGGCGUCCAUCCUAACUUCAAUUCUCCGCGUAUGAGGUUGG
Molecule: messenger RNA, 2914 nt
Organism: Saccostrea cuccullata (small rock oyster)
Lineage: Eukaryota; Metazoa; Mollusca; Bivalvia; Ostreida; Ostreidae
Product: nose resistant to fluoxetine protein 6-like
Molecular function (GO): acyltransferase activity, transferring groups other than amino-acyl groups
Source: RefSeq, a predicted model, not a curated record